This is a messenger RNA of Annulohypoxylon maeteangense, 2448 nucleotides long. RefSeq lists its product as uncharacterized. The transcript is spliced from 8 exons. The record is from RefSeq and is a predicted model, not a curated record. The coding region runs from base 387 to 2372 and encodes 661 amino acids. Lineage: Eukaryota; Fungi; Ascomycota; Sordariomycetes; Xylariales; Hypoxylaceae.
AUACAUCUCUAGUUUUUACCCUCUUCUACUACAUUAAUGUUCAAUAUACUAUAUUCUUCAUAGUCCAAUCAUAUACGAUUGAACCCUCGCAACCCUCGUCGCUUUAAUCUAGACCGAAUCGGCGAAAUCUUUGACUGCUAGCUCUAGACUACGUCAAUUGGUGGGGAUUAAUGGACGAGUUCAUCUGUGUGACAUUAGCCGCGAGACCUCUAUCACCCCACAAACCCCAAGGGAAUCCAGAGGAGCCCCACGUAGAGAGGUAGGUUAAACACAAGUAUGUUAUGAGGUAACUAUCGUAGGUUGUUUCUCUUUUUUCCAAUUUCUUUCAUCUAAGGUUCAGUAUUUUUUAUCAUUUAUAAGCCUGGUGGUUUGUUUGAGUGUUCACGAUGGUGGAACCGAAGACCGGACUUGUCCUUGGCUAUAAUGGCAUCCACCCCUUUUCUAAGGUAAAAAUCACCGACCGUGCUUCCGUCCAAGAGCUUCUUGGGACUCUUCUCGAUCCCCUUGAGCCAUUCUUCUCUCCGUUGAAAGCUCGAGUGAAGUGUCCCGGAGCUACUGCCGUCAGGUUUGAUCAGACAGCUUCUGAGGUAGAAGGUAUCUGUCGGCCACUCUGGGGCUUAGCUUGUUUAUUAGCCGGGGGCGGUGAUUAUCACGGAAAAGAAUGGUGGAUUCAGGGGAUCAAGUCGGGCACCGACCCUGAGAACCCGGAGUACUGGGGAUACCCCCGAGACAACGACCAGAGAAUGGUAGAAAUGUGUCCUCUCGGUUAUGCGCUAGCCGUCGCCCCUGAAAUAUGGCAGUCAUUCAACGAAAAAGAACGAGAGAAUGUCGAAAACUGGUUAGGCAAUUCAAUAAACGAGAAGAACAUGCCAAACACCAACUGGCUGUGGUUCCGUGUUUUCGCGAACCUCGGGUUGAAGAAGAACGGGGGCAAAUUCUCGCAAGAGAGACUAGAUCGUGAUAUCGAACACCUCAACACCUUCUACCGUGGUGGUGGCUGGUCGAACGACGGGCCAGAGGGAAUUCACCAAAUGGACUACUACUCCUCCAGUUUCGCCAUCCACUUUCUACAACUUCUCUAUGCGAAACUCGCAGGUGAAGACGAACCAGCACGAGCCCAGGAGUUCAAAAGCCGUGCUAGUCAAGUUGCGCUCGACUUGAUCCACUACUACGACAACGAAGGCCGAUCUAUCCCCUUUGGCCGCAGCGUAGGCUAUCGAUUCGCAAUGGUGUCGUUCUGGGGUGCCUUAGCUUACGCCGGAGUCGAGCUACCCGAACCACUUACCUGGGGCAUGGUGAAAGGCGUAGUUCUGCGACACCUGCGAUGGUGGCAGACACAGCCUGAUAUCUGGAGUCCGAGUGGAACACUGACUAUUGGGUACUCCUAUCCCAAUAUGUAUAUGGCAGAAAACUACAACAGCCCCGGUAGUCCGUACUGGGCCUGUCUAGCCUUCAUCUGUCUCGCCGUACCAGCCGACCACCCCUUCUGGACCUCCGAAGAAGAGCUCGCGAGCCCUGUCAUCCCACAAGUCAAAGAGCUUCCACACCCAGGCCACAUCGCAAGCUACCUCGGCAACCACUGCAUGCUCCUCUCCUCAGGCCAAGCCUGCAGCUAUCCCAUGAAAGGCACGCACGCCAAAUACGGCAGUUUCGCCUACAGCUCCGCAUACGCAUACUCCGUCCCCCCGGGGCUCUUCACACUAGAGCAAUACGCACUCGCCUCACAACUCGGGUUCUCCGACGACGGCGGCGAGUACUGGAAGACACGUCGGGCGUCCAGCUACGCCGCUCUCGAACACCGGGGCUCAACCCCGGUUCUCGUGUCCCUAUGGAAACCGUUCCCAGACGUGACAGUGCGCACAACGCUUGUACCGUCCGACCCAGCGACGCCGAACUGGCAUCUACGCGCGCACCAUAUCACGGCCGGCCGCGAGGUGAUGACGGCGGACGGGGCGUUCGCGAUAAGCAACCAGCGCAGCGCGGACGGGCGGUACCUCGACCCGUACGAUGCCGCGACGCACGAGGGGACGUCGCCAAAGAUAAUCGGGAACUACGAUCUAGCGACACCCGCGGGCUGGGCUCCGGGCGCAGAGGGCGCGUUCGCGGUGUCGAAGGGGGCGGUGGGGAUUAAGGCGCUGGAAGGCGGGCGCGCUGCGAACUUGGUGAACGCGGACCCAAAUUCGAAUUUGGUGGAGAGUCGGACGGUGAUCCCGACGCUGCAGCACACGAUUAAGGCCGGGGAGACGGUGGCGUAUGUUUCGGCCAUCUAUGCGAAGCCGUCUGGGGAGGGGGUUCCGAGGGAGACGUAUUUGGAUGGGUGGGAGAAGCCGCCGGAGAUCCCGGGGUGGUUGAAGGCUGAGUUGGGGAUUUAGCCGUUUGGAUAGUUCCCUGGGUAGGUAAGUAAAUGAUGUAAAGAUCCAAUAUAGAUGUUUGUUCUGGUGCCUAGAU